CCAUCCCGAGCCUCGACAAGGCGGUGCCCAAGCUCAAGACACUCGACCUGUCCAACUCGGACGUCUCGGGCACCCUUCCCGCCUCGGUCGACAUGUUCAGCGGCCUCGAGUACCUGGCCGUGGACCGCACCAAGCUCUACGGGAUCGUGCCCGAGUCGCUAGGCGACAUCAGAGGGCUCAAGAACGGCACGUGCACGCUCCAAAACGCUUACGACUCGGUUUUCAUUUCCAUCGUCUCUAAAACUUGCUGCUAUUCCAACUUCUGGUGCCCCCUCCCGAGCAACGCGCCGUACUGCACGGAGACCUCGAGUGGGGAGACGAUAGUGUGCAGCGUCAUGUCGCCUCCACCGCCGCCGCCUUCAACGCCAUCGUUUGUCUCUGACACGGCUGUCGUCGUCCUCCUCAUCUGUGCGAUCGCCAUCCCGGCCGCGGCCUGGCUGUUGUUAACCCUGUGCGAGCGCGUCGCCAUCACCUCGACGGUGGUGGUUCCAAAGAUGACCGAGCUCGACUCCGCGGCGGUGGAGCACGUCCCGGAAGGGGAGGCAAGGCCGACGCACUACAACUGAGAGGGUCGUGCUAGUUCGGCGGGAGGGCGGUGCCCAUUACCAUGCAUCGUGCAGGCUGCCCACCACCCCGACACCGCGGCACCGCGGCCGUGCUCUAUUUCGCACACAUCGGGCGCAUCGCAUAACCCAAACAGCCUCUCCGUUUUGUUUGGGUUAUGAGAGGCUUUUGCACGCC
Emiliania huxleyi CCMP1516 is the source of this 741-nucleotide messenger RNA. RefSeq lists its product as hypothetical. The record is from RefSeq and is a predicted model, not a curated record. Bases 93 to 566 code for a protein of 157 amino acids. Lineage: Eukaryota; Haptophyta; Isochrysidales; Noelaerhabdaceae. The transcript has 7 exons.